Molecule: messenger RNA, 1299 nt
Organism: Rotaria sordida
Lineage: Eukaryota; Metazoa; Rotifera; Eurotatoria; Philodinida; Philodinidae
Source: the annotation of a GenBank genome assembly
AUGAAUGCCUGUUUUCUUCCUUGCACAUCUCAUUAUGAAACAUUAAAUCUUGUCUUGUCUUGUCACUUCGUCAUCUUGCUGCUUCGUUCAGAUUCGUCGAAACAGGGCCAAGCCGCCGCUGCUGCCGGACCCAAAGCAAAACCAGAACCAACAAAGAGUCAACCCGCAACAAUCGCUAAAGUUCAAGAAAAAACACCGUCCAAACCAGCAUCUUCUCCGCCACAAUAUCGCAACGCGGAAGUUGAAAACGAGAUUAAUAAAAACAAAAAUGCCGAAAGACUAGAAUUGAGUUCUAUGAAACUUAAUGAUCAAGAUAUGGAAAUCGUUGCCUAUUAUGCAAUUAGAAACAAUACGAUACAUACCAAUCUUGUUCUUGGUACUUGGGAUGCGGACAAUCCAAUCGGAGACGAAGGCGCACAAUAUCUCGCCGAAGCUCUGAAAAGCAACAAGACACUCACUAGUCUCUGGCUUCGGAAGAGUCACAUCGGAGACAAAGGCGCGCAGUAUCUCGCCGAUGCUUUGAAAAACAACACGACACUCACCAAACUCGACCUUUGGGGCAAUAAAAUCGGAGACAAAGGCGCACAAUAUCUCGCCGAUGUGCUCAAAAACAACAAAACACUCACCCACCUCCAGCUUUACAGUAAUCGAAUCAGAGAGGACGGCGCACAAUAUCUCGCAGACGCUCUCAAAAACAACAAGACACUCACCGAACUCGAGCUUGCAGGCAAUGAAAUCGGAGACGAAGGAGCACAAUAUUUCGCCGUUGCUCUCGAAAACAAUCAGACACUCACCAAACUGAAUGUUUUUGGGAAUCAAAUCGGAGAUGAAGGCGCACAAUAUCUCGCCGAUGCUCUCAAAAAGAACACGACACUCACCAAUCUCGAGCUUUACAAUAAUGAUAUCCGAUUUGAAGGCGCACAAUAUCUCGUCGAUGCUCUCAAAAACAACUCGACACUCACCGAACUCACGAUUACUGUAAAGGAAAUCGGAGAUAAAGGCGCACAAUAUCUCGUCGAUGCUCUCAAAAACAACACGACACUCACCGGAUUGCGCCUUCCGAGUACUAAAAUCGGAGACGAAGGUGCAAAAUAUCUCGCCAAUGCUCUCAAAGACAACAAGACACUCAGAACACUUGGCCUUAUGUAUUGUGAUAUCGGAGACAAAGGCGCACAAUAUCUCGCCGAUGCUCUUCAAACAAACAAGAGACUACGACAAUUGGACCUGCGGAGCAAUAACAUUUCGUCAUCACUUCGAGAACAGUUAGAGAAAAAGGACAGACGAUUUCUGUUGUCAUGA